This is a messenger RNA of Volvox carteri f. nagariensis, 983 nucleotides long. RefSeq lists its product as uncharacterized. The record is from RefSeq and is a predicted model, not a curated record. Gene Ontology annotation, molecular function: cycloeucalenol cycloisomerase activity. The coding region runs from base 150 to 983 and encodes 277 amino acids. NCBI's taxonomy places the organism in Eukaryota, Viridiplantae, Chlorophyta, Chlorophyceae, Chlamydomonadales, Volvocaceae. The transcript is spliced from 8 exons.
CACGAGCAAGUGACAGCUCUCUACAGCAGGAUCACAUCUAUGACCUUUCGGUAGUGAUCGGACAACCCCAGGGUGUUCCAGAUCACGGUUCAAUUUGGCAGAAGCUGCUUGCACCUGCCAGAAGUAGAAGCUAGGAAGGCUAAUACGAAAUGGCAGUGAAUCAAUCAGCCUCUGGACCUCACUGGCUUGCGAAGGACCCCAGCAAAAGGUGGACAGAGGUGCUCAUCCUGGCGUACAGCCCGUUCUGGAUUAUAUGGGCCUUGGUGCUGUUGGUCCCCUUCCAGAUUUAUGAGUACUGCGGCAAUUAUGGCUACAUGUUGAUCGGGCUAUCCUGUGCAGCUCCGACAGUUAUAUUGCCUCUCUUCAUACGCUGCAAGGCCGACCAGGGCAAGCCCAUGUGGCAGCGAUUCUGGGUCAAGGCCAACAUUUGGAUCUUUAUCUUCAGUUUUAUCGGGAACUAUUUUUGGACGCACUACUUCUACAAGGUGUUGGGCGCAUCGUACACAUUCGUAUCCUGGCGGAUCAAUGACGUUCCCAUCACGCUUAUUCUGAUGACCCAUGGAUACUUCUGCUUUUACCACGUUAUAUCCAACCUGCUGCUACGCCGGGUCCAGACGGGCCUUGCGAAGAGCUCUUUGCUGGUACGGCGAAGCGCCAUGGCGCUAGUCGUUUUCCUGCUAUCAUACGCUACUGCCUACGCAGAAACGCUGACGAUUGCCCACUUCCCGUACUACACCUUUGUGGAUCGGGACAAGAUGUACACGGUGGGCUCGUUAUUCUAUGCCAUUUACUUCUUUGUCUCCUUCCCCAUGUUCUUCCGUAUGGACGAGUACCCGCAAAAGAGGGGCGCCAAGUGGACCUCCAGUGAGGCGGCUCUGGAUGCCCUGGCGGCUGGCAUGCUGGUCACCAUCCUGCUGGACCUGUGGCGCAUCACCCUGGGGGGCAUCGUGGAGCUCAAGGAUCAGGGCCUGCCAUGGAUGUAA